This is a messenger RNA of Vitis vinifera (wine grape), 1524 nucleotides long. Its product is annotated as rust resistance kinase Lr10-like. The coding region runs from base 1 to 1524 and encodes 507 amino acids. Lineage: Eukaryota; Viridiplantae; Streptophyta; Magnoliopsida; Vitales; Vitaceae. Gene Ontology annotation, biological process: protein phosphorylation. The transcript is spliced from 4 exons. Gene Ontology annotation, molecular function: ATP binding; protein kinase activity. The record is from RefSeq and is a predicted model, not a curated record.
AUGAACUGCGCAAGACCAAUCUUUGAUCAAUACUACAUUCCUAUUGUUCCCUGCAACCGCACCGAUGCUACUUUCUCUUCCUCACAACCAUAUGCUUAUGCGCUAGCUGCAGGCUACAAGCAGGUGAGAGAUCUUCCAUAUUCGUGCACCAUUGGCUCGACUGUUGUUACUCGCAGUUUCAUGGCUGUUUCAGAGCCCUGCAAUCUUUCAAGCUCAGAUUUGCAAGAAAAGCUGCUUAUGGGGCUCCAGCUUUCAUUUUUGAGCACCCGCUGCCUUGAAUGCACAGUGAAAGACAGCUGGGCUUCAGAAGUUGAAAUAUGUACUGCUGUCAGACGUGAAGAUGCUUUUGACCAAUCUGGGUAUUCUGGGACCAUUGCAAUUGUCAUAACAAUCAUUGGAGGACGCUUUCUACUUGGGAUAUCUUGUCUUUUGGGCUAUUUAAUCUACAAGUUUCAGCGGAGACAUUUAUCAUUAGAUGAUGAUAUUGAAGAGUUUCUUCAAAAUCACAAGAAUCUCCAACCCAUCAGGUACUCAUAUUUACAUUUAAAGAAAAUAACCAACAAUUUCAGGAAUAAGUUAGGCCAGGGAGGCUUUGGCUCUAUGUACAAAGGAAUACUUCAGAGUGGCCGCAUUGUAGCAGUAAAAGUAUUGGUCAUGUCAAAAGCCAAUGGACAAGAUUUUAUCAAUGAAAUUGCCACAAUUGGAAGGAUUCACCAUGUUAAUAUAGUACAACUUGUUGGAUUUUGCGUAGAAGGAUCAAAAUGGGCCCUUAUAUAUGACUUUAUGCCAAAUGGGUCACUUGAUAAGUUUAUCUUCCUUAAAGGAGAAAAACACAUUCCUUUAAGUUGGGACAGAUUGUACAAAAUUGCACUUGGAGUAGGGCGUGGGAUUGAAUACUUACAUCAAGGGUGUGACAUGCAAAUUCUGCAUUUUGAUAUCAAGCCACACAAUAUUCUUUUGGAUGAAGACUUUACACCAAAAGUUUCGGAUUUUGGCCUUGCAAAAUUGUAUUCAACAAAUGAAAGUGUUGUAUCUCUCACUGCAGCUCGAGGAACAUUAGGAUACAUUGCUCCAGAGUUGUUUUAUAAAAACUUUGGACAUGUGUCGUAUAAGGCUGAUGUUUAUAGUUUUGGAAUGUUGUUGAUGGAAAUGGUGGGAAAACAAAGACAUUUUAGUAGACAUCAAGAGCAAGAUCUAAGUGAAUUAUUCUUCUCGUCAUGGAUUUAUGACCGAAUUGAACAAGGAGAAGAUAUGAAAAUAGGAGAUGUCACAGAGGAUGAAAAGAAAUAUAUAUGGAAGAUGGUCAUAGUUGCAUUGUGGUGUGUGCAAAUGAAGCCCAUGGACCGUCCUUCUACGAGCAAAGCACUCGACAUGUUGGAUGGUGAUGUUGAACUAUUGCAACUACCUCCUAAACCUACCUUAUAUUCUCAUGAAAUAUCAGCUUUGGAUCGGGAGAACAAACCAAUGGGGGUUCAAAUUUCCUCACAUAAUGCAAGUAUUACAAUUAGCUUAGAUGGGAGAUAA